CCAACCCCCCCCCCCUCUUCUUCCCAACCGUUCGUGCACUCCCUAGAGAGUGGAGACCUCUGAAGCCAAGGAAAACCCUAGCCCUUCAUCGCCGCCGCCGUCCCCGGGUCCUCAGCGCCGCCGCUGCUUCCUCUUCCCCGUGUCGUUUUCAUCUUCGCUGGCACGUCGUUUACAUCUUCCUCUUCCCCAGGUAGCUCGGCACGUCGUUUUCAUCUUCGCUGGCUUCCCGGCACGGAACCCAGUGAUCCACCGGUUGAACCAGUAAUCCGGUGACCCGAUCAAAGAAGAAGAAGAAGAUUACAGUUUUUUUCAAAUAUUAAACCUCUCUUCCUUUCUUCUUUGCCAUGCCCUUGCCUAGGCACAUGCCCUAUUCUUACCUAUCUUACCAGAACCUCUACGAAACACUCAAGCAUUGCUCCUCCCUCAAAUCCCCACGCAACGCCCGCGUGCUCCACGGCCACCUCAUCCUCUCCGGCUGGUAUGCCUCCGUCUUCUUGUGCAACAGCCUCCUCCACGUCUAUUCCAACUGCCACCUCACCGACGAUGCCCUCCGCCUCUUCCACGAGUCCACCACUCACCGCAAUGUCUUCACUUGGAAUGCCAUCAUCCAUGCGCUACUCUCUUCUGGUCGGGUCUCCCACGCACAACACCUGUUCGACGAAAUGCCCCAACGAGACUCCGUCUCUUGGACAACCCUCAUAUCCGGCUACUCUCACAAUGGCCUCCCAGCUCAUAGCAUCCAGACCUUCACUUCCAUGCUCCGGGAAUUCGAAUUUCAUAAUGGUCAAACUCAGGACAAAUUUGAUCCUUUUUCGUUUACUUGUGUAAUGAAGGCUUGUGGCUGCCUCGGAUGCACUCCUUUCGCUCUUCAGUUGCAUUCCCUUGUGGUCAAAUUACGUUUAGGAGCCCAUAUCAGCAUCCAAAACGCCCUUGUUGAUAUGUACAUUAAAUGCGGAGCGAUUGGGUUCGCGGAGAGUGUCUUCUUUGGCAUUGAGGAGCCCAGUUUGUUCUGUUGGAACAGCAUGAUUUACGGUUAUUCAAGGUUGUAUGGAGCUUAUAAGGCUCUUGAUUUGUUUUCUCGGAUGCCGGAACAUGAUUCUGUUUCAUGGAACACUUUGAUCUCAGUUUUCUCUCAGCACGGCCUUGGGGUCAAAUGCCUUUUCUUGUUUUUAGAGAUGUGUGAUAGGGGGUUUAACCCGAUUUUCAUGACCUAUGGUAGUGUACUCAGCGCGUGUGCCAGCAUUGGUGAUCUUGAAUGGGGUGCACACUUGCAUGCUCGGAUUCUUCGCGUGGAGCAUGGCUUAGAUGCCUAUUUGGGAAGUGGUUUGAUAGAUAUGUAUGCUAAGUGUGGACGCUUAGAAUUGGCGAGGCGCGUGUUUGACUGCUUAGAGGAACGCAAUGAAGUUUCUUGGACUUGCUUGAUCACUGGUGUGGCUCAGUUUGGACUUGAAGAAGACGCUCUGGCAUUGUUUAACCAAAUGAGACAGGCUUCUGUUGUGUUGGAUGAUGUUACCCUUGCAACUGUUCUUGGGGUUUGUUCAGAACAAAAUCAUGCUGCUAUUGGGGAGCUGCUUCAUGGAUAUACAAUCAAAAGUGGUAUGGAUUCUUAUGUUCCUGUAGGGAAUGCAAUUAUUACAAUGUAUUCAAAGUUUGGCGAUUUUGAGAAAGCUUAUCUUGCAUUUAGAUUGAUGCCGCUUAGAGAUACUAUAUCAUGGACAGCCAUGAUCACUGCCUUCUCUCAGAAUGGAGACAUUUCCAGAGCUCGUGAAUGUUUUGAUUUAAUGCCUGAGCGCAAUGUCAUCACUUGGAACUCAAUGCUAAGCACAUAUGUUCAACAUGGGUUAUCGGAAGAAGGGCUGAAGUUGUAUGUUCUGAUGAGAAGAAGAGGAGUAGAACCAGACUGGAUCUCUUUAGCUACUUCAAUUAGGGCAUGCGCUGACUUAGCUGUUGUAAAACUUGGGAUGCAAAUUCUAUCGCAUGCCAUUAAGUUCGCCCUUAUAUCGGAUGUUUCAGUUGCAAAUAGUAUUGUUACCAUGUAUUCAAGAUGUGGGCAAAUCAAAGAAGCACAGAAAGUUUUUGACUCAAUAUAUGUGAAAAACCUUAUUUCCUGGAAUGCUAUGAUGGCAGCAUAUGCUCAAAAUGGUUUAGGCAAGAAAGUAAUUGAGACAUUUGAGGAUAUGUUGAAGACCGAGUGCAAACCUGAUCACAUUAGUUAUAUUUCUGUUCUAUCUGGCUGCAGCCACAUGGGGCUUGUAGUAGAGGGUAAACAUUACUUCAAAUCCAUGACUAAAGUUUUUGGUAUUUCUCCUACAAAUGAGCACUUUGUUUGUAUAGUAGAUAUGCUUGGACGAGCAGGGAUGCUAGACGAGGCUAAGGAAGUGAUAGAUGAAAUGCCUUUUAAGCCGAAUGCUACUGUUUGGGGGGCUCUACUUGGAGCCUGCCGAAUCCAUCAUGAAUCACAUCUAGCAGAAACUGCCUUGAAGAACUUGGUGGAAUUAAAUCCUGAAGAUUCUGGUAAUUAUGUCCUUCUAGCAAAUAUAUAUGCUGAAUCUGGAGAGUUAGAAGGUGUUGCUAAUAUGAGAAAGCUAAUGAAAGUGAAGGGAAUUCGAAAGAGUCCAGGCUGUAGCUGGAUAGAGGUUGAUAACACGGUACAUGUAUUCACCGUAGAUGACACCAAUCAUCCACAGAUAAAGGAAAUUUAUAUAAAACUGGAGGAGAUGAUGAAGAAGAUAGAACAUACAGGAAGAUAUAUUAGUUCAGUUUCUUCUCCCCAUAGGAGUCAGAAAUACCAUAGUGAAAAGCUUGCCUUCGCUUUUGGGUUACUGAGUUUGCCAUCUUGGAUGCCUUUAUAUGUGAUGAAAAAUCUCCGUGUCUGCCAUGAUUGUCACUCGGUAAUAAAGCUAUUGUCUUUUGUCACCUCAAGGGAACUUAUCAUGAGAGAUGGAUUUCGAUUUCAUCAUUUUAAGGAUGGGGUUUGCUCGUGUAAAGAUUAUUGGUAACAUGUGCACCACUGCAUGUCUACAUUGGUUUUGCAUUUUGGUUUGAUAUUGAAUUUAAUUGGCCAGCAAGAGCACCAAGCAAUUUUCAUUAAUCAACUCCUUACUGAUAAUCAUCUAGUGCACACUAGUUGGAGGAGAGAAAGUGGACAAAUCCUGACUCCUGUCCACUGCACCAGAGGAUCCUCCAGCACAUUGGGAGCAGGCAUUCAUAUACUAUUAUGAUCCCCAUAGAGCUGGAACAAGAUCCAGUAAUUGAAGGUUCAGUGUCAUUAAAAGAAAGAAGGUGCUCGGUUCAUUCAUGGAUAUUCAAUUCACGUUGAGUUUAUGUGAGGUGAGAUAGAGAACAAUGUGUAGCAUAAUCAUACUUAACUUUUUUGUGUCUGCUGCAACGCUGACAAAAGGAGUUCAGCUGUUAGUAAUAAUAUACUAUGUCAUAAGAUUACAUCAUUUUUAUAA
Messenger RNA from Arachis ipaensis, 3455 nucleotides. The record is from RefSeq and is a predicted model, not a curated record. NCBI's taxonomy places the organism in Eukaryota, Viridiplantae, Streptophyta, Magnoliopsida, Fabales, Fabaceae.